This is a messenger RNA of Carassius carassius (crucian carp), 5703 nucleotides long. Its product is annotated as GRIP and coiled-coil domain-containing protein 2. Gene Ontology annotation, biological process: late endosome to Golgi transport. NCBI's taxonomy places the organism in Eukaryota, Metazoa, Chordata, Actinopteri, Cypriniformes, Cyprinidae. Bases 261 to 5492 code for a protein of 1743 amino acids. Gene Ontology annotation, cellular component: Golgi apparatus. The transcript has 23 exons. The record is from RefSeq and is a predicted model, not a curated record.
CGAUUAACCAAUCCUGUUCUCUGAGCGACGCACGAGCAGCCUGCGAUUGGAUAGUUCAGACGUCAAUCAAACAAGCUAGCACCCAGCGCGAGCAGUGACGUGGCUGGCUCCUCUCGCGCUGCGUCGAAGCUGACGCGUUUCUGCGGAAGUAACGAAGGCGGAAGUGAGCAUAAGUUUGUAUGUUUGUCCUGAAGUACACGCAGAGGAUUUGCUGGAUAAGUGAUCUCUUCUUGUGGAGGUUUUGGUGAUUCCGCGGCAGAAUGGAGGACACAAGCCCAGAGUCGAUGGUGUCUCCGGCGGGACAGAGCUCCGGCAAAUCGAAGCUGGACACGCUGUCUAAAGAAGAUCUGAUCAAGUUUGCCAAGAAACAGAUGGUGGCAAUGCAGAAGAUCAAGUCAAAAUGCACAGAUUUAGAGAAGGAGAUGGAAGAGUUAAAACAUGCUCAGAGUGGCACAGCAGACUCCUGUAUGAUCCAGGAACUGCGUGAGCGGAUGGAUGCUGUGCUGCAGGAGAAAGCAGAGAGUCAUCAGAGUCUUGUGUUACUGCGCAGACAACACGAGGAGCUCCAGAAACAAGCGCAGGAGACGAUGUCAAGAUUAGCAGCUCUUCAGGAGGAACUAGACUUCAAAAAUAAAGAGUGUACAGAAAUGCAGAAACACACAGCUGAGCUCACUGCUGACUUCAAGACAACCUGUGCUCAGUACGAGUCCAGAAUAUCUCAAGCUGAGGACGAGCUGGCCAAAGCUAAGCACCAGUGGAUGGCAGCGACGGAGGAUCUGAAAGCGUCCCAGCAGACGACCCUCACCGAGUCCCAGCAGGAGAUGGAGAACCUGCAGGGAGAGAUCCAGAGGCUGAACAGACAAUACGAGGAAGACGUGCGCUUCCUGGAGGAGCAGCUGGAGCUGAACGCAGCAGACUUCGAGAGGGAGCGCGAGCGGCUGCUUCUGCUCCAGGACGAGCUCUCGGAGCAGCUAGCACUGAAGGAGGGCUUCCUGCAGGACGUGCAGGAGGAAGAGGAGGUCACUACCAGAGCAGGGCCUCCCAAACCCUCCCCGAGUGACGAGACUCCAGACGACUCCAGCCACGAGGACAGCGGCAUGAAACUGGCACUGGACGAUCUGCAUGCUCGAAACAUGAUGCUGCAGGAAGAGCUGGUGUUUUUGCGAAAUGUGAAGCGGGAGCUGGAGACAGAGCUGAAGCAGGUGCGAGAGGAGUUCACCAUGGAGAAGGAAGAACUGGAGUUCAGAAUCGACGAGCUGCAGAUGAACAGAGGUGAAGAGAGGAGCAGCGUCUCUGAAGAGUCCCACAGCGCCGGCCUGAAGCAGAGCUGCUCGAGCGCUGGAGGAGAUCAAGAGCGAGAUCAGGAGCGAGAUCAGGAGGGAGAUGGAGAGCGAGAUCAGGGGCAGGAGCGAGAUCGGGAGCGGGAUCGGGAGCGGGAUCGGGAGGGAGAUCAGGAGGGAGAAGGAGAGCGAGAUCAGGGGCAGGAGCGAGAUCGGGAGCAAGAGGGAGAUCAGAAGCAGGAGCGAGAUCAGGAGGGAGAGCGAGAGGGAGAACGAGAGGGAGAACGAGAUCAGGAGGGAGAGCAAGAUCAGGGGCAGGAGCGAGAUCGGGAGCGGGAUCGGGAGCGAAAGCAGGAGGGAGAGCGAGAGGGAGAACGAGAGGGAGAACGAGAUCAGGAGGGAGAGCGAGAUCAGGGGCAGGAGCGAGAUCGGGAGCGGGAUCGGGAGCGAAAGCAGGAGGGAGAGCGAGAGGGAGAACAAGAUCAGGAGGGAGAGCGAGAUCAGCGGCAGGAGCGGGAUCGGGAGCGAGAGCAGGAGGGAGAGCGGGAAGGAGAGCGAGAUCAGGGGCAGGAGCGAGAUCGGGAGCGAGAGCAGGAGGGAGAGCGGGAAGGAGAGCGAGAUCAGGGGCAGGAGCGAGAACGGGAUCGGGAGCGAGAGCAGGAGGGAGAGCGGGAAGGAGAGCGAGAUCAGGGGCAGGAGCGAGAUCGGGAGCGAGAGCAGGAGGGAGAGCGGGAAGGAGAGCGAGAUCAGGGGCAGGAGCGAGAUCGGGAUCGGGAGCGAGAGCAGGAGGGAGAGCGGGAAGGAGAGCGAGAUCAGGGGCAGGAGCGAGAUCGGGAGCGAGAGCAGGAGGGAGAGCGAGAUCAGGGGCAGGAGCGAGAUCGGGAGCGAGAGCAGGAGGGAGAGCGGGAAGGAGAGCGAGAUCAGGGGCAGGAGCGAGAGCGGGAGCAAGAGCAGAAGGGAGAGCGAGAGGGAGAGCGAGAUCAGGGGCAGGAGCAAGAGGGAGAGCGGGAACGAGCCGAACGCCUCAUGCAGCAGUACAGAGCCCUGAAGGAGCACACGGCGGCCUCGCUCCACGGUCUGCAGGAGGAGCUCCAGAGCGUCUUCCAGGAGAGAGACCGACUGCUGAGAGACCCAGCCCAGGAAGGACCGCUGAUGACUUCUGAGGACCUAAGGAACAAGACUGAACAAAUCCUAGUGAAUCUUAAACAUGAGGAGACUCUUGUCCUGGAGUUCAAGGAGAUGCUGAAGUUACCAAGGUCUGACUCGGAGCAUGAGCUCAAGAUCAGUGACCUGGAGAAUCAGCUGUCCUGUGUGACCGAGGAGAGAGAUGGGCGCAUAAAGAGCCUCGAGGAGGACCUCAGUGCUCUUCAGUCCAGACAGGACGAGUGUCAGGACACCAUCAGACGUCUCCAGUCUCAGAUCAGCGGUCUGUCAGAAGAGAGGGACGCCCUUCAGCGAGAUGUGGAGGCUAAUCAGGAGCACCUCUCCAGCCUUCAGUGCCACAUCUCUGAGAUCCUGCAGCAGAGCUUCUCUGAGCCGGAGGUGGAUGGCUCGUCUGACGUCUCUGCGCUCGUAGACCGUCUCUGGACGCGAGCUCAGGAGGAGAGAGGCGUGUUGACCCAGCAGCUGGAGGAGCGAGUGGAGCUGCAGGCGCGGGUCAGGGACCUCCUGCAGGAGAAGGAGCUGCUCAAGGCCAGUCUGGCUGAUGUGGUGCUAGACUUCGAGGGACUGCAGACCGACCUGAGCCAAGUGCAAGCCAUGAACCAGAAGCUGAGAACAGAAAACCACAGUCUGCUGGCUCAAGUGGCUGACAGCAGGGGUGUAGAGGAAAAAGAGUCUGCGGAUGAAACUGAUGCUCGGCUCCAGGAGGCUAGCGAGCUCCAGCAGACUCUUGCUGACAGAGACGCUCUCAUAUCUCAGCUCAGAGAGGAAGUCACUCUCUUACAGACGUGCAAGGAGUCAUCAGAGUCUGAUGAAAAUGAACAAAUGAAAGCGUUUUCUCAUGAAAUUGAAAUGCUGAAGAAAGAAGGCAAAGAGAAGGAUGAACGCAUGAACAAGAUCAAAGCUGUUGCGGUGAAGGCUAAAAAGGAGCUGGACAUCAGCAAGAAAGAGGUCAUCUCUCUGAGAGAGGAAGUGGAGCAGCUGAAGACUGAGCGAGACCGAUUGUCACGCUCUGUGAAGGACAUCAUCCACGGCGCAGAGGACUACAAGAACCUGAUGGUGGACUAUGACAAGCAGGCUGAGCUGCUGGAUCAGGAGAGAGAGAAGCUGGGGCAGGCCAGUAAACACAACGAAGAGUUAACCAAACGCCUUCAGCAAGCCGUUCAGCAGCACGAGCUGCUGUCCUCCGAGCGAGAGGACCUCACGGCCCGCAUCGAGACGCUGCAGACUAACGUCACGCAGCUGGAGACACAGAUACUGGAGACACAGAAGCUGAAGUGUGGGCUGGAGCGAGAGCUGGAGGCAGAGAGGCUCUUAAGAGAGCAGAAGGCCAAGGAGCAUCAGUCUGCGGUCAGGGAGCUGGAGGAGCUCCAGGCUCAGCUCAGCAGACAGAGACAUCAGCUCCAGCAGACGGCUCAGGAGCUCGAGCAGCUGCGCAAGGACGCUCAGCAGAGCUCACUGAUGGACAUGGAGAUGGCCGACUAUGAGAAACUGGUCAAAGAGCUCAAUCACAAGCUCUGUGAGAAAGACAAGCAGAUGGAGGAGCACGAGAUGCACAUACAGGCUCAGAAAGAACAAGAGCAGCGGCUGAAGGAGGAGAUGGAGUCUCUGAAGCUGCUGCUGGAUCAGACUGAAGACAAAGCCUCCAGGAUGAAACAGCUGCUGGUCAAGACCAAAAAAGAUCUGGCAGACGCAAAACAAAAAGAAGCAGCACAGAUGAUCUCCCAGUCUGCUCUGAGAGGAGAUCUGGAGGCCCAUCAGCAGCAGCUGGAGGAGCUGAAGAUCCAGUGCAGCGAGCUGACGGCCGAGCGUCACCGGCUGCAGGAGCAGCUGAAGCUGAUGAACGAGCAGCAGCAGCGGACGUCCAGCUCCUAUCAGCUCAGUCUGACCGCGCUGCAGGACCAGUGCACGGCUGCUCAGGCUGAUCUUGCGGCGACGGUGUCUGAGUUCGAGAGUUAUAAGGUGCGAGUGCACAAUGUGCUGAAGCAGCAGAAACACAAGAGCUCAGCCCAGAGCGACGGCGAUGCUUUCAAACAGGAGAGAGAGCAGAUGGAGGCGGUGGUGGAGCAGCUGCGCAGCCGUCUGCAGGAGACGCAGCAGAGCCUCCAGUCCAGCAGCUCAGAGCUGCAGCAGCUGCAGGUGGAGCACGACACACUGCUGGAGCGACACAACCGCAUCCUGCAGGAGACCGUCAGCAGAGAGGCCGAGCUGAGGGAGAGGCUGCUGUCGCUGCAGUCUGAGAGCGUGGCUCUGAAGUCUGAACACGGCCAGUGUGCAUCUUCACUGAGUGCCCAGACCGAGGCGCUGCGCAGCAGCUUCCGUGAGCAGAUGCGCCAUCUUCAGGACGAGCACUGCAGCACUGUAGAGACUCUGCAGCAGCAGAUCAGCAGACUGGAGGCCCAGCUGUUCCAGCUGCAGAGAGAGCCCAGCAGCAGCAGCGGCACAGUGCAUGUGCAGCAGAGCAGGAAGACUCACGUGGACCGGAAGCCUGCAGACGUCCCUCAGGUGGAUCUGCAGGGCAUGGCUAGAGAGGAGGGUGAGGGGAUGGAGACCACCGAGACAGAGUCCCUGUCAUCCAGCGGGACCCCUCUGCCCUCUCUGGAGCAGCUGCUCACCUCCGCAGACCUCAAACACGAGCCUGUUGUGUGGCACAUGGAGCCCAGUAAAGAGGAGCUGAUACAGAAGCUGAGCACAGCCGCCCGCAGCAUGGAGCACCUGAACAGUCUGCUGCACGAGACCGAGGCUACCAACGCUGUCCUGAUGGAGCAGAUCACCCUUCUGAAGAGUGAGAUGCGUCGACUCGAGCGUAAUCAGGAGCGGGAGAAGUCCGUGGCCAACCUGGAGUACCUGAAAAACGUGCUGCUGCAGUUCAUCUUCCUGCGCUCGGGCAGCGAGAGGCAGGCUCUACUUCCUGUGAUUCACACCAUGCUGCAGCUGAGCCCGGAGGAGAAGAGCAGGCUGGCUGCCAUCGCUCAAGGUGAGGAGGAGUCCGCGGGCUCUCGGGGGUCAGGCUGGACAUCCUAUCUGCACAGCUGGUCAGGCAUCAGAUGAGAGGACGACUGGCAGAGCAUCACAUCAGACCAUCACCUCAUUAUACAGCCUUAUUUUUCUACAACUUGUCAGUCCUGAAGGGAUUUCUUUAUUUAUUUGGGUUAUUGAAGAUUAUUCUGUGCUGUAAAUCAUACAAGAAAGAAAUGUUGCUCCUAUUGAUCAUAUUUUAAUAUAACUCCUAUCAUGAUCAUUUUCCCACAGCUUGUCUCGU